ACGUGAGUCAUUUCUGUAAAUUGUUUAUUAUACAUGAUGCGACAAAAUUUAUUUAUAUAUACGUGCAAUAAGUAGAUAAUGGAGUUAAGAGAAGCUCUCGUGGAGAAAUUAAAACAAUACGGCGUCGGCCGGCGGAAACUUGAUGAUGAAUUAUUUGUCACUGACAAGCCGCCGCCUCGCUUGGGCAUCUACGAUGAAGAUGAUGAGAACCUAUGCCAUGAAGUGGUGAAGUCCACCUGCAACAUCCCAGGUUGCAAAUUCACGACAGAAUCCUUGCUAGAGUUCGAGAACCAUUACAAUGCGUCACACAGAUAUACUUGUAGCCAAUGCAAGAAAGUGCUUCCAUCGCCACAUUUGCUGGACUUACAUAUCCAGGAGAACCAUGACUCCUUCUUCGCUGUAUUGGCUGCUAAAAAACCAUCUUAUUGCUGCUAUAUAGAAGAGUGCAAAGAAAAAUUCAUGGACGCUGACGAACGGCGGGACCACUGCGUUAAAGUGCACAGACUACCAAAAGAUUUUAGGUUUGAUCAAAAACCAAAAAGUGCCAAACCGAAGAGACCCAAUCAUAAAAAGAAGACUGAUAAAGAUAAAACGGAAACUUCUAUGGAAGUAGAUAAGAAUCAAACAUUUUCCUUUAAUAAUAGUAAACAAAAAGCCUUUGUUAAGUACACAGGGAAGAAAUUCACAAAAGUUUCAAAAUCUGCUUCUCAGGAUGUCAACAUGGAUGAUGCAAUGGAAGACUUAAGGAAAACAUUGCCAGAUUAAAAAAAUAAAAACAU
This is a messenger RNA of Pectinophora gossypiella (pink bollworm), 779 nucleotides long. Its product is annotated as zinc finger protein 511. The record is from RefSeq and is a predicted model, not a curated record. The coding region runs from base 79 to 765 and encodes 228 amino acids. The transcript has 4 exons. NCBI's taxonomy places the organism in Eukaryota, Metazoa, Arthropoda, Insecta, Lepidoptera, Gelechiidae.